AAGCAAGGUUCAAUCAGCUGCCACUCGCUGUUCAAGGCAGACUCCAAUUCCCCGUGCAACGGUGCUAUUUAAAACCUUCAUGUCCCGCUCUGAUUUUCUUCCUCCUCACACAAUAACCAUAUAGCUUCCAUCUUAAUCACAACCACAACGAACCAACGAUAUUUCACAUCCUCCAGUAAAAAUCUAUUCGUCGUUGACACAACUCAUCACCUCGAUAAACUCGAUCAAAUAAAAAUCAGUCAACAUGCCUUUCACCGCUAGCGACAUCUGCAAGAUCAUCCUUGCCGUCAUCCUGCCGCCUCUGGGUGUGUUUAUGGAGCGCGGCUGCGGUGCCGACCUUCUCAUCAACAUCCUCUUGACCAUCCUCGGUUACAUUCCCGGAAUCAUCCACGCUCUUUACAUUAUCCUCAAGUACUAGACUGCCGAAGACCACUACCGUCUGCUUUCCGAACCGCCCAGAAAAGUGGUGAAGAGUAUCCGGCGUGUCACGAUGCACCCGAUAUGAAGCCCCUGUGUGCUCUGUGAAGGCGCCUGAGUGCAAGGAGCAACGGGAUUUCUUUUUUAUGUCUUUUUGUCGUUAUGCAUUAUACGCGGGUUUCCUAAUUGCGAGCUUUGUAAUUCGACUGCGGCUUUGGUUUUUGGCUUGGUUGCGCGCGGAUAUGCGGGAGCAAUUGGUCAGGGUCGCUAUCUAACGACGCAAGACUUUGUGACUUUUUCUUGCCUUAGAACUUAAUUCACGAUUUGAUACCCUUCAAACAUCGACUCUUCUCCCGCCCUUUGUGGUUUCCGCAGCAAUGGUGCCUUGUUAUCAAAUCUCGGCAUUCCCGGCGG
Messenger RNA from Pyricularia oryzae 70-15, 831 nucleotides. Its product is annotated as plasma membrane proteolipid 3. The transcript is spliced from 3 exons. Gene Ontology annotation, cellular component: membrane. The coding region runs from base 245 to 418 and encodes 57 amino acids. NCBI's taxonomy places the organism in Eukaryota, Fungi, Ascomycota, Sordariomycetes, Magnaporthales, Pyriculariaceae. The record is from RefSeq and is a predicted model, not a curated record.